Papilio polytes (common Mormon) is the source of this 2374-nucleotide messenger RNA. It is a transcript of the gene Nsun2, whose product is annotated as tRNA (cytosine(34)-C(5))-methyltransferase. Lineage: Eukaryota; Metazoa; Arthropoda; Insecta; Lepidoptera; Papilionidae. The transcript has 13 exons. Bases 87 to 2219 code for a protein of 710 amino acids. Gene Ontology annotation, molecular function: tRNA (cytidine-N5)-methyltransferase activity; tRNA binding. The record is from RefSeq and is a predicted model, not a curated record. Gene Ontology annotation, cellular component: nucleus; cytoplasm. Gene Ontology annotation, biological process: tRNA methylation.
CUUUUACUUGUCAAUUGUCACAUGGAAAAGUUAAAUUAAUUUGUAAAUACAAAUUCAGUUUUCUUUUACUUUUAGUUUGAAUUAAAAUGGGACGAAAAAACCGCAAUGUUAAUAAAUUUGCUCAACGUAAACGAGAUCAAAAGGAAAAGGCAAAGAAUCCUCAAGACAAACCUGCGGAAGAUACACGUAAACACUAUGAAGAUAUUGUAAGAGAAAAUGCAGCAUUUGAGGAGUAUUACAAGACACAAAAAGUAUGUCCGGAGGAACAAUGGUCAGAGUUCAUGGGGAGUUUAAAGGAGAACCUCCCAACAGCAUUCAGAAUAACAGGCUCUAAGGCUGAGGCGAAUGCAUUAUUGAAUAUUGUAAAAAGUGAAUAUUUCUCAAAAUUAUUAAAUGUGAAGAUUGAAAAUGAAGAGAAAGGUGUAGAAGAGGAAAUUAAACCUAUAAGCUUACCAUGGUAUCCCGGUGGCAUAGCAUGGCAACUUCGUCUAUCCCGUACAGAUAUCCGCAGAAAUGAACCAUUGUACAAGCUGCAUAACUUCCUUGUAGCGGAGACAGCGGCUGGUGGAGUGUCACGACAGGAGACGGUGUCAAUGAUCCCACCUGUGGUACUCGAUGUCCAACCUCACCAUAAGGUAUUAGAUAUGUGUGCAGCGCCAGGAUCGAAGACAGCUCAGCUGAUAGAAUUUUUACAUGCAGAUGAAGAGAAAGUACCAAGCGGUUUUGUGAUGGCGAAUGAUGUAGACAAUAGUAGAUGCUACAUGCUGGUGCACCAGGCCAAGCGGCUCAACUCACCCUGCAUACUCAUCACCAACCACGACUCCGCACUGAUGCCGGCUCUCAUCACCGCUGAUGAUAAGGACCCUACGAAAACAAAGCCUUUGAAAUUCGACCGUAUUCUAUGUGAUGUGCCGUGUUCAGGAGACGCGACUCUCCGUAAGAACCCUGAUAUUUGGCUCAAAUGGUCCACGGGGAAUGGAAAUAAUUUACAUGGUAUCCAGUACCGUGUGCUCCGUCGUGGCUGUGAACUGCUGGAGGUAGGCGGUAGACUGGUGUACUCCACGUGCUCCUUUAACCCUGUGGAGAAUGAGGCUGUGGUGCACCGUCUGCUGCAGGAGACCGGAGACAGUGUUCAACUGGUGGAUGUCUCCGAUAUGCUGCCAGGGUUGAAGUUCCAUAAGGGUAUGACACAUUGGAGACCAGCUUCAAAGGAUAUGGUGUUUUAUGAUAAAUAUGAAGAUGUACCGGAGAAGUGGCAGACCGUGGUCAGACCGCAAAUGUUUCCACCGAAACCUGAAGAUCUGGAGAAAUAUAAUUUGGACAAAUGUAUAAGAAUAUUACCUCAUCAUCAAGAUACGGGUGGAUUCUUCGUUGCUGUAUUCGAGAAGACCGGUCUACUCCCCUGGGAGAAGACCGUCGAAGAAAAGACAGACACAGAGAUUAAAGAAGACAAAAAAGAACCACCGAUAAAGAGAAGAAGAAUGGGUGGAUAUAGAGAGGAUCCUUUUGUAUUCUUCUCCGGUGAUGAUGAAGAUGUAUUUCCUUCUAUCAAAGAGUAUUACGAUUUGAAAGAAGAUUUUGAUUCUAAAUGUCUUUUAACGAGAUGUCAUGUUGGGAAAAAGAAGAAUAUAUAUUUAGUGUCAAAUAUAGUGAAAGAUGUUGUGCAGAAGAAUGAGGGUAGUUUGAAGAUAAUUAAUACUGGAGUAAAGACGUUUGUUAGAUGUGAUAAUAAGAAUAUGACCUGCCCUUUCAGAUUAUCACAAGAAGGGUUACAUAGUAUAUUACAGUAUAUAGGACCUGCUCGAAAAGUGAACAUUUUAAAGGAAGACCUUAUCCUUGUGCUGCAGAAUGAUAAUCCGAGUAACCCACCUGAUAUUAAAUUAUUCUCCGAACAUACACAGAGUUUGGUUAAAGAUUUAGCAACCGGUAGCUGUAUCUUAGAAUACCAGGAUACGGAAUCUCAGCUGCGACUAACACUAGUUGGUUGGCGCGGCGUGCACUCCCUGCGCGCCUACACCGCCACGCCCGACACCGUGCACUGCCUGCGUCUGCUCGGAGCUGAUUAUAGUAAAUACGACGUGAACAAAUUCAAAAAGGCGUCCGACGUGCCCGAUGUAACGAAAACUGAUGACGUCACAGAGCCGCAGUCAAACAAAACUGAACCUAACGAUGACACGAAUAAUGUUGAUAUUUCAACAAAAUCCAGUAUGGAUACGUAACAUUUUAUCAAACGUAAAAUUUAAAUGCAGUGACACUUGUCUGUCUCUUUCUUCUGUCCAAGAGAAGGAAAGAGAUGUCAAUAUGUAUAAACUGUAUGCAGUGAAUUUUUACGGAUAUUGUAACUUAUAAUUUAAGAAUAUAUUAUUGACAUUGA